UCACAGCCAUAUAUCAGGACAGAUUCUGAGCAGUCAUCUAGUGUGCUGAGCUUCUCUGCUGUCAGAAUUCAGUUUUGGUGGACACGUCGUCGGCAUCAUGAUGAUCAGAAUUGUGCUAGGAGUCAUUGCUGCGGUUGGAUUCCUCACUCUCGGUGAAGCCCUGACGUGUAAUUCCUGUAAAGUGGGCAUUCUAGGCAAAUGCUUAUUCAGUUCCCAAGUGUCCUGCGCUGCCUCCGAGACCAGCUGCUAUACUGCCAAAGCAGAGUUCAAUGUGACCGGGUUUCUGAGUCUGUCCUCAAGCGGUUGCACUUCUGAUUGCAACAACACCGCUGGAAGCAUCUUGGGAGCAGGAUACACCGUGACCAAAACCUGCUGCGCUGUGAAUCUGUGCAACGGAGCGAGUUCUGCGCAGCUGUCUGUGGCUGGGGCUCUCAGCGCCGCUCUGCUGGCCUCCGUCUGGAGCUGCUCCAUGCUGUAGAACUCCCUGAACCACACCGAAGAAUGUAUAGAUCUCCUAACUUGUUUACUCCACUGUGUCCCUGGCAAAUGCUCGGUGAUAAAGUUUUCUUUUUAUGAACAUUUACACACAAUUUAAUACAUAUUUAAAAUGUCAAAACGUUUGCUGAUGUUAUUUUUAAUAAAACCUUCAUUUGGAUGAACACUGUGGAAUGAGGUGAUGAUAUAUUAGAGGUGGAGCUGAAUCAAUUUCACAGCAGUGACUCUGGGUUAAGUAUUGUGCUCGCUUUAGAUUAUUUGUAACUUUUAGUCAUUAGUUUUGAACUAUCCCCUGAAUUAUCCACUAGUUUACCCCAAUAUAUAUUCUAGCAUUAGCCUAGGUUAAAACAAACUGUUAUUUAGUUGUUUUUGUAAACUUAACAGUCAGGUCCAGAAGUAUCAAGACACUGUUUUUGUGCUUUUGCCUGUAUACAACACUAGAUUUGAAAUAAAAAAUCAAGAUGUGAUUGAAGUGCUCACUUUCCAUUAAAGAAGUUACAGACAUUUUAACCAGUA
Molecule: messenger RNA, 1011 nt
Organism: Puntigrus tetrazona (Sumatra barb)
Lineage: Eukaryota; Metazoa; Chordata; Actinopteri; Cypriniformes; Cyprinidae
Gene: lye
Product: lymphocyte antigen-6, epidermis
Exons: 3
Coding region: 98-478 (126 amino acids)
Source: RefSeq, a predicted model, not a curated record